Cebus imitator (Panamanian white-faced capuchin) is the source of this 1817-nucleotide messenger RNA. RefSeq names its product zinc finger protein 747 (gene ZNF747). NCBI's taxonomy places the organism in Eukaryota, Metazoa, Chordata, Mammalia, Primates, Cebidae. Bases 294 to 1139 code for a protein of 281 amino acids. The record is from RefSeq and is a predicted model, not a curated record. The transcript has 2 exons. Gene Ontology annotation, molecular function: DNA-binding transcription repressor activity, RNA polymerase II-specific. Gene Ontology annotation, biological process: negative regulation of transcription by RNA polymerase II.
AAGGACAGAAAGCGGCCCAGAAAUAGGGGGCGGGGGGCGUCGUCUUGGGCACAAUUGCGCAGGGGCAAAGGUCGAGCGGUCCCGCUGCCGCAGUUUUUGAAAACAUCAUCCAAUUCUGAUUAUGGACUCGCAGCCAUCGAACCUUAGUUUCCAUCCCCUCUAGUGAAGACUCUAGUGACUUCCCUCCUUCCCUUGGGCCCGGGCCGAGGAGGUGUUCUCGGGCGCGGGAGGUUACGCAGACCCAAGCCCGGCCAGGGGAGGCGACCGAUCCGUCGCCGGCGCUGACAGUCCUCAUGGCGCCGCCUCUGGCCCCGCUCCCUUCCUGGGACCCAAGCAGGGCCGGGCCCGAGUUGAGGGAGCCUGGGGCCGUGAGCUUCGGGGACGUGGCCGUGUACUUCUCCCGGGAGGAGUGGGGCUGUCUGCGGCCCGCGCAGAGGGCCCUGUACCGGGACGUGAUGCGGGAGACCUACAGCCACCUGGGCGCGCUCGCAGAUUCCGGAAACAAGGAAGAAGAAAGACAAAGGGAAGGGUCGGGAGCCCUGGAGAAAUCCCUCCCUGUGGCCACAGGGCCUCCUGGGCUGAAGGCUCCCCAAGCCCCCUUUGGCAGGUUGGAGCUGCCAUCCAAGACGCGUCGCUGGAGUCACCCCCGCUUCUUUGCCCAUCCCCCUGUCCCACGAGCGGACCAGCGUCAUGGCUGCUACGUGUGCGGGAAGAGCUUCGCCUGGCGCUCCACGCUGGUGGAGCACAUCUAUAGCCACAGAGGCGAGAAGCCCUUCUGCGCGGACUGCGGCAAGGGCUUCAGCCACGCUUCCUCCCUGAGCAAACACCGGGCCAUCCAUCGUGGGGAGCGGCCCCACCGCUGUCCCGAGUGUGGCCUGGCCUUCCUGCGCCGCACAGCGCUGACUUCGCACCUGCGCAUCCACACAGGGGAGAAACCCUACAGCUGCCCGCAGUGUGGCCGCUGCUUCGGCCUGAAGACAGGCAUGGCCAAGCACCAGUGGGUCCAUCGGCCUGGGGGCGGUGGGCGCAGGGGCCGGCGCCCUGGGGGGCUGUCUGUGACCCUGACCCCUGGCCAUGGGGACCUGGACCCACCUGUGGGCUUCCAGUUAUACCCAGAGAUAUUCCAGGAGUGUGGGUGACCAGGUGUGAUCUAGACAUUGAGGGAGGCCUGAGAUGGGCUCAGGGGCCCGAAUCUCUGCAGCAGCCUGCAGGGAGGUCCUAGAGUCCCCGUCAAGAGCUGGCUCUGGGGUUCGGACAGUCGCAUCUUGGGCUCUCAGCAGACUCCUCUGCCAGCGGCUUGCUCCCAGCUGCCCCGGGCUCUCGAAGGCCCCCUUUGCUGAGGCAGGGCUGAGGUGAGAACCCCGAGACCUCUAUAAAGGGAAGCAAAAGCUGUUUCUCAGCCCAGAGAUGCUAACAGGAUUGAGGUAGAGAAGAACCUUGUUUUACCUAUUGUCUUUUUUUUUCUUUUUUAAUUUUUUGAGAUGGAGUUUCCCUCUUGUUGCCCAGGCUGAAGUGCAAUGGUGUGAUCUCACUGCAACCUCCUCCUGGGUUCAAGCGAUUCUCCCUGCCUCAGCCUCCCGAGUAGCUGGGAUUAUAGGCGCCUGCCACUAUGCCCAGGUAAUUUUUUUGUAUUUUUAGCAGAGACAGGGUUUUACCAUGUUGGUCAGGCUGGUCUCAAACUCCUGACCUCAAGUGAUCCACCUGCCUCGGCCUCCCAAAGUGUUGUGAAUACAGGAGUGAGCCAACUCGCCUGGACUUUUCUUAUUCUUUGACCUUCCUAGAACAGAAUACCCAUAGUUUAUUUUAUUUAUUUAUUU